Messenger RNA from Branchiostoma belcheri (Belcher's lancelet), 1596 nucleotides. RefSeq names its product p21-activated protein kinase-interacting protein 1-like. Gene Ontology annotation, molecular function: protein binding. The transcript is spliced from 11 exons. Lineage: Eukaryota; Metazoa; Chordata; Leptocardii; Amphioxiformes; Branchiostomatidae. Bases 103 to 1245 code for a protein of 380 amino acids. The record is from RefSeq and is a predicted model, not a curated record.
AAAAAUCCCUGAAGAAGCUUGACUAAGAUAUCAUAUUGAUCAACACCAGUCGAAAUUUUCUCACAAAUAUCAAAAUGUUAUUAUCUGGACUUGAAAAGCUCUAUGUGGGGAGAAAAAUGUCGAAAUUGGCAAGCACAUAUGUUGAUGACGUCACGAAGAGAGCACAUGUCAGACGACAAAAUGGAGGUAGUGGUGGGCUGUUACGAGCAGAUGUUGCUGGGCUUCCGACUGGUGGAGGGGGAAGAGGAACACAAGUUGGAGCCAACGUUCACUGAUAACUCCCACACCGGCUGUGUGAAGGUGGUGGCCUCAGGAGGACAUGUCCUGGCAUCAGGCAGUACAGAUGAAACUAUCCACCUCUACAACAUGGAGUCUAGAACAGAGCUGGGGACUCUGUUACAACAUGAUGGGUCGAUCACCUGCCUGCAGUUCUAUGACUCCUCCCACAUGCUGAGUGGAGCAGAGGACGGCUCCAUGUGUGUGUGGCAGACUGGCACAUGGGAGUGCCUCAAGUCCAUGAGGGGACACAAAGGUGGAAUUAACAGUUUAUCUGUGCAUCCAUCUGGUAAGCUGGCACUCUCUGUAGGCAAGGACAAAACUAUCAGAACUUGGAAUUUAGUGACCGGUCGACCAGCAUACACAACCAACAUCAAACAAGUUGCAGACCUGAUCCACUGGUCACCCAAAGGAGACAUGUAUGCUGUUGUUACUGGCAACAAGAUCAGUGUGUACAGACUUGAGACUGCCGGACUCAAAUGUAGCUUAGAUGCUGGAAGAAAAGUGCUGACAAUGGCGUACAUUACAAACACAGUUUUAGCAGUGGCUGGAGAAGACAAAAAUAUUCAGCUCCUGAAUGUUGAGACUGGAACAUGUGCAUGUGACUUCCCAGCUCAUGAUAACAGAAUCAAGAGUCUGGUAUGUGUUAGGGAUCACAGGAGUGAUGCUAGAGAAACCGAUCUGUUGAUGGUCAGCAUAUCUAGUGAUGGUUACAUAAAAGUCUGGGCCUUCAGUACAGAUCAGCUGGAGAAAACACCUACCCUUGUUGCACAGCACAAUACCACUGCACGACUGACAGCUUUGGCUAUUGUAACUGCUCAAUCUACUGAACCACAACGUUCCACAACAAAAACAGCACAGGAGAAAAGAAAACUCACGGAGCAAAAAGAAGCAGAGCAGACAGCAGAGAAGAGAAAAAAUGUCAAGGAGAAAAAAGGAGGAAAGAAGAAACUUAAAGUCAAGAACUAGUAAAACAAACAUUUAUGACUCGUUCCUGUUCCUGUUGGUUCCUUUAGGUUCUGUUUUUAUUUUACAAAAUUAAUGUUGUUUAAACAAAUUAUUAGUAACUUUAUGCUUUUCCCUUAAUGCUUUUCCUCUCAAGAAAAUACACAAUAGUUUGCUGUGCUUGCACAUUGUUAAUCAUAUUGUCAAAAAUUAAUUACCCUGUAGUGUAAUUGUCAAGGUGAAAGAAUUGUACAAAAUAUAAUCAUUAUCAUGAGCAAGUACACAUAUCUUCUACAUAGAUAUUGGCCUUCACUGUAUGUGAGCUGAUCCAUCUUCAAUAUGUAUUGAAAGACACAUAAAAUAAUAUAGACAUUU